This is a messenger RNA of Amaranthus tricolor (Joseph's coat), 1950 nucleotides long. RefSeq names its product GTP cyclohydrolase 1-like. NCBI's taxonomy places the organism in Eukaryota, Viridiplantae, Streptophyta, Magnoliopsida, Caryophyllales, Amaranthaceae. Gene Ontology annotation, molecular function: GTP binding; GTP cyclohydrolase I activity; zinc ion binding. Bases 330 to 1667 code for a protein of 445 amino acids. The record is from RefSeq and is a predicted model, not a curated record. Gene Ontology annotation, biological process: tetrahydrobiopterin biosynthetic process; tetrahydrofolate biosynthetic process. The transcript is spliced from 2 exons. Gene Ontology annotation, cellular component: cytoplasm.
UAGGAAGAGUACAAAGCAAUAUUAUUCCACCUCUUUUUAUUUUCCUGUGUUAAUUAUAUUGUCUCGUUUUCCUCCACAUCUCUACCAUAACGCUCUCUUUUCAAGAUAGAUAGGGUGCAACCAUUCUGUCUUUUAGCACCAUAGUACUCCAAUCAUCACCAUUUUUAUUCAUUCUUUUUAAGCUCUUUUUUGCUCUGCUUAAUCUUUUUUCUCUUAUAUUUUUGCCAUAUUUUGAUUAAUUUUGAAUUUUCUCAACAUUUUUUAUCUGGGUAUUCACUAAAUUAUUAUAAAGUUUGUAUAUUUUUUUUCUUUUUCCACCCUUUUUGUCAAUGGGUGCUUUGAAUGAUGGUCAUUAUGAUGUGGAACUUGAAAAUACUUUGAAAUUGGGUGUUGAAGAAGAAGAAGAAGCAGAAAUUCAGGGUGCUAUAAGAAUUUUGUUGCAGGGUUUAGGUGAAGAUAUCAACAGGGAAGGCAUCAUUAAGACUCCACUUCGUGUAGCUAAAGCUUUUAGGCAUGCAACUAAAGGAUACAGACAAAAUGUAACAGGCAUUAUAGAAGGUGCUAUAUUUCCAGAAGCAGGUCUAGACAAUAACAAAAUUGGCCAUGCUGGGGGAGCAGGAGGUCUGGUCAUUGUUCGCGAUCUUGACCUUUUUUCGUAUUGUGAAUCUUGCUUGCUACCGUUCCAGGUCAAAUGUCAUGUUGGUUAUGUUCCAUCGGGGCAGCAAGUCGUUGGCCUUAGCAAGCUUUCCCGGGUUGCUGAUGUCUUUUCCAAGCGCCUUCAGGAUCCACAACGGUUGGCUAAUGAAGUGUGCUCAGCUUUGCAGCAAUCAAUCAACUCAGCUGGUACUGCUGUUAUUCUUCAUUGCCAUCACAUACAUUUUCCUGCAUUAGAAUCUAUGUUCCUCGACUCGUCCUCUGAUGGGUGGAUAGAAGCUUUGGUUGCAUCUGGAACUGGAAUUUUCGAUGAUCAAGAAGCUGAUAUCUGGGGCGAGUUCUUUAGUCUUUUGAGAUUAAAUCGCUUCGAAAAGAGAAACUCGGACAAGCGUUGGUGCCCAUCUCAAUCUAAGACGGUCAAUAACAUUCCAUUAAGUAUGAUUAAUGCAGUCACUUCGAUUCUUAAAUCUUUGGGUGAAGAUCCGCUAAGGAAAGAGCUUAUUGAUACUCCAGCUCGCUUCUUGAACUGGAUGAUCAAUUUUCGGAACUGUAAAGUGGAGAUGAACCUGAACAUUUGCAACAAAACGGUACCUCGAAAACCAUACGAGGAAGUCAAGUAUGACAUGCCGAUGCAUUCUGCGCUAAGUUUACCAUUUUGGUCGCAGUGUGAACAUCACUUGCUACCGUUUCAUGGUGUAGUGCAUAUAGGUUACUUUUCUGUUGAAGGAGGAGAUCCCAUUAGGAAGUCCCUUCUGCAAUCAAUAGUGCACUUUUAUGGAUUCAAGCUGCAGGUUCAGGAGCGACUAACCCGACAGAUUGCUGAAACGGUUACGCCUCUUCUUGGUGGGGACGUAAUAGUCGUAGCCGAGGCAAGCCAUAUGUGUAUGAUCGCUCGUGGUGUCGAGAAGUUUGGAAGCAGCACAGCUACAGUUGCAGUUCUUGGUCGAUUUUCGGUUGAUGCUAAGGCUAGGGCAUUGUUUUUAGGAAGCCUUCCCAACACUAAACAUUGUUAAGGAUGACUGAUCAUAUCUUAAGCUUCUUUUGAACCUCUCAUUUCUUGGAAGCACGACAAAUAGGUGCCAUUGCGAAAAACAUACAGAUUAUCUCCUAUUUGUUUUUAUCGAUGUACCCUUGAGAAGAGAUUGUAAAUCAUAUGUUUGUAGGCGUAAUGAUCAACCAUUCAACUUCUUUCACACAGAAGAAAAUCGAGUCUUGUCUCUGUUAGAGCAUGUAUCACUUUUCCCAGAAGGAACUUGGGUCGAUUGUUGUUAUAUAAAAAAAAUUAAACGUUUUACA